Triticum aestivum (bread wheat) is the source of this 960-nucleotide messenger RNA. RefSeq names its product BTB/POZ and MATH domain-containing protein 2-like. The coding region runs from base 1 to 960 and encodes 319 amino acids. The record is from RefSeq and is a predicted model, not a curated record. Gene Ontology annotation, molecular function: protein binding. Lineage: Eukaryota; Viridiplantae; Streptophyta; Magnoliopsida; Poales; Poaceae. The transcript is spliced from 2 exons. Gene Ontology annotation, biological process: protein ubiquitination.
AUGUCGUUCGCUGGCGUAUCCUUGAUCCGCGACGGCAGACUACGGCCUUCCGGCUCGGCCAUCAACGACACCGGCGCCGCUAGCGGGUACCAUCUGCUUGUGGUUGAAGGCUACUCAUGCAUCAAGCAUAUUCUUAAAGGCAGUCCCAUCGAAUCUCGCUCUUUCAGGGUUGGAGGGUAUCUGUGGUCUCUCAAGUACUACCCUAACGGUUCGCCGUGGGCCUCCCCCGGCGAUGUAUCUGCUGCCCUUGUCCUUGCUCAGGAUGAUGCCUUGGAGAACUCGAAACAUCUCAAGGAUGAUGGUUUCACCCUCCGGUGUGACGUGGUUGUUGUCGUGGAGGACGUCGUCAAUGCCAGGGGCACAGGCGCCGCUCCACCGUUCGUUACGGUUCCGCCGCCCGACAUGCAGCGGCACUUCACCGAUCUCCUGGCCGCCCAGGAAGGCACCGACGUGAAGUUCAAGGUUGGCGGCCAGACAAUCGCCGCACAUCGGUGCGUCCUUGCAGCCAGAUCUAGAGUAUUCAAGGCUGAGCUCUUCGGCCCUAUGAAGGAGAGCACGGCGACCGCCAGGGCCAUACACAUAGAGGACACGGAACCUCGAGUUUUCAAGGCAAUGCUUGCGUUCAUUUAUAGUGACUCAGAGCCGGAGCUGGAGAAGGAAGAUGGUGAAGAUGCGAUGUGGCAGUGGCCGCAGCUGCUCAUCGCGGUGGAUAGGUACAAUCUGCAGCGGCUAAAGCUCAUGUGUGAAUCUAAGAUAUGCGGGUUCAUUGGUGUCAACACCACGACGACCAUCCUGGAACUGGCUGAGAACCACCACUGUGACGGCCUGAGGAAGGCGUGCUAUAAUUUUCUCGGCGCGCCGGGGAACCUGAGGGCUGUCGCGGCCACUGAUGGGUUCGACGAUCUGAUUACGAGCCACCCCUCCGUCAUGAAGGAGCUGAUCGCCAUGCUUGCGCCCUAG